Molecule: messenger RNA, 615 nt
Organism: Dovyalis caffra
Lineage: Eukaryota; Viridiplantae; Streptophyta; Magnoliopsida; Malpighiales; Salicaceae
Source: the annotation of a GenBank genome assembly
AUGUCCUCCCUCCGUCGUUCUCGUCUUCUCUCCACUCUCUCUCGUCUCCGCGCAAACCCUAACCCUAACUCUAACUCUAACUCUCUCACUUCACAAGCUGGAAUACCGUCUCGCAACUCACUCGCCUCUUUUCUUUUCCCUUCUUUCCAAUCCUUCUCGACUCGCACGGAUGACGACUCCGAUUUUUUGUCUUCUGAGUCACCCUCGGAGUUACAACCUAUCAAAUUUGAACUCGAUGCUGUAACGGAGGGAGUGGUCAACGGUAGUCGUGUUGUUGAAGAGUCGAUUCUUCCGGUUGGUGCAGUAAUUUCAUUGUUGGAUUCUUUUCAUGAUCUCACUGGCCUCCCUUGGUGGAUAAUCAUUACUUCAUCGACAUUGGGUGGCACUCUAUGGUUUCAGAAUUUGACUGAAUUUCCUCAUGGUGGUUUAGCCUCCAUCUUUCCACUCCUUAUUGCUGGCUUGCACUAUGUUAAUGUUCAGAAAUGGUUUAAUGAGGCAAAUGAAGGUACAUUCCUUUUUGACCUGUUUAGAGAGAACAACAGCUACAGAUCAGAAAAUAUAAGGCUGGAAACAAAUAGAAAGGAGUUGGAACUGAUAUUGCAGCUUAGAGCUUAA